Molecule: messenger RNA, 375 nt
Organism: Pelmatolapia mariae (spotted tilapia)
Lineage: Eukaryota; Metazoa; Chordata; Actinopteri; Cichliformes; Cichlidae
Product: ciliary microtubule inner protein 1-like
Exons: 4
Coding region: 1-375 (124 amino acids)
Source: RefSeq, a predicted model, not a curated record
AUGGCAGAGCCACAGCGAACAUCUGAACCCAUCAACUAUGUGCAUCAGGAUGAAAUCUGGAAAGCGCAUGUAAAGGCUGAGAAACACUCGGCUGAAGUUUGGCCUAACAAGUGGGGCUUCCUGUCUGAAGCCUACAAGGAGUAUGAGGUGGAAAGUGUGAAGCUGAAGAAGGCAGUCAAAGUGGAGCUUCCCCAGCACCUGACUACACGACCUCUGACCCCUCCAGAAAAAUACAUACAUGUUAGCCCCUCACCUCCUGUUCCUCAGACAACUCAGGGCAUGAUUGGUUGGCGUUCAGGUCACUCACAUCUGCAGCUGGAAAAGUACGGCACAGUGCGUCAUGGGAGGCGUAGUUUUUUGAAAGAUUUGGGCUGA